Aureobasidium subglaciale EXF-2481 is the source of this 981-nucleotide messenger RNA. RefSeq lists its product as uncharacterized. The coding region runs from base 1 to 981 and encodes 326 amino acids. The transcript has 2 exons. Gene Ontology annotation, biological process: branched-chain amino acid biosynthetic process. Lineage: Eukaryota; Fungi; Ascomycota; Dothideomycetes; Dothideales; Saccotheciaceae. Gene Ontology annotation, molecular function: acetolactate synthase regulator activity. Gene Ontology annotation, cellular component: acetolactate synthase complex; mitochondrial nucleoid. The record is from RefSeq and is a predicted model, not a curated record.
AUGGCGUCCAAACGCAUCUGGACCGCCGUGUCGAUUGAUUCGCUGGCACCUCGCUGUCGUCUUCCCACACAACGUUCAUUCGCUCUCUCCGCGUCCCGAAACUCGUCGUCGACUUCGGCCAUCGCAUACAAGGCUCUGCACCGUCGCACAUCGCCCCUUCCCCAGGCCCCGACCGCUGCCUCCGUUUCGCCCGCCGCUGCCGUCUCUAGCAUCCUCUACGAGACCCCGCUUCCCUCUCAAGCCCCUCCCAAGCGCCAUGUCCUCAACUGUCUGGUCCAGAACGAGCCUGGUGUGCUUUCGCGCGUCUCUGGUAUCCUGGCCGCCCGCGGCUUCAACAUUGACUCGCUGGUAGUCUGUAACACCGAGGUUGCUGACCUGUCUCGCAUGACCAUUGUGCUGCAAGGCCAGGACGGCGUCAUCGAGCAGGCCCGUCGUCAGCUCGAGGACUUGGUGCCUGUCUGGGCUGUCCUUGACUACACGGCUGCUCCUCUUGUUCAGCGUGAACUCCUCCUGGCCAAGGUCAGCAUCCUCGGUCCCGAGUACUUCGAAGAGCUCCUGGCCCACCACAGGGAGAUGACGGAUGCUGAGGCUCAGGCCCAGGCUGCUGGCCUCACUCCUGAAGAGCUCGAAGCCAAUGCCCGCGCACACGAAGAAGCUCUGAGACGUGAUUUCCACCCCAGUCGCCUUGCUGCCAGUGAAGCUCUGAGACACAAGCACAAGCAUCUCGAGACCAUCACUUAUCUCACUCACCAAUUCGGCGGCAAGGUCCUCGAUAUCUCAACGAACAACUGCAUCGUAGAAGUUUCAGCCAAGCCCCAUAGAAUCGACUCUUUCAUGAACCUUAUUGCGCCUUUCGGUAUUCUCGAGAGUGCCAGAACUGGACUCAUGGCCUUGCCCAGAUCGCCUCUUCACGGUCCCAGCGAAGAUAUGGAGAAGGAAGCUGAGGACGUCGUCGACGCCAGCACUCUGCCUCCUGGUUAA